ACCAAAACUGCCCAUCUCAUGAACAAAUAGCACGCAGUGUUUCCCAAGAAUACGCGGACCCGGCUCCAAAAAGACGCAUCACAAUCCGUUCCCGACUGCCUUCGGUCGGUCUCCGAUUGUUCUCUCCGAUAUUGUUCAAUCUUUUUCGGGUCUUGAGCAUACAAGAACGUGCAAAAGAUCCGAUCUUUGUGUGCCUUUUGGUUGGAAUCGAGACGCUGUUCUUUUUCCCUUCUCAAAAUCUUAAAUUGAAGGUUAGAAAAGAAUCUUUCUCAAAGCAUCGGGUCAAGAAAGGUUAGGCAUGUAGGAUACCAGAAUCAUGAAGUUCAAAAAAGGGAAUACGGUAGAGGUUUUGAGAAGAAAAGAGAAGCAGUGUAGUUCUUGGUUCCCUGCUAUAAUUUCAUAUGUACAUGGAUACGAGUAUACUGUAAGUUAUGAGCUAUUUCUGACUUCCGAUGAGAAGCCUGUGGUAGAAACAGUACAUGAGGAAGAUGUUAGGCCAUGCCCACCGCCACUGAAUCACAAAGCACAUUGGGUUGUUGGCGACAUAGCUGAGGUCCUUGAUGUCUGUUCCUGGACGAUUGGGAAGGUUGUCAAAGUUCUAGAAAAUAAUCGCGUAGUAAUCAAACUCUAUGAUUCCAUCCAACUUAAAGAACAUUGUUUGUCUGAUCUAAGAGUACCACAAGCUUGGCAGAGCAACAAAUGGAUUAUGACUGACAAGCAAAUUUUAGGGAAGCAAUUUGGCUAUGAUUACAUCCAACCUAACUCUGGUACUGCAAGAAAUUUGGUUUGUGGUUCAAGUCAAGUCAUUGGCAAACAAGGUUCAACUGGAUGGAGAUCUAAGCAAAAGGAUGUUGGCUGCAGUUCUCCUAUUAAAUCUGCAAAGAGGAAUCUCAACGCCCGAUGUGACUUCUCACCUGUUGAUUUGGUUAGGGAAAGAGGCUGGAAAAGGAAAUCCAGCACAGAUAGAUCUCACAAGUCGACUAAAAGAGCACUGUCUAAAAAGGUAGAAGUAGUUUCUUUCUCGAAAGAUAAUGUUACUAAAAAUUUCCUCCAUGAAUCCAGUAAAGACAGACUAGCUAUGUGUCGUCAGAUAAAUGCUGAUGAGGGGUAUAUAUACAAUCAUGCUUUGAAUUCAUCUUCGAUACCUUUGGCAGUUAGUGAAGACAAUAAUGGAUGCUCUGUUGCUAGUUGUAGUGGUAAAGAGUAUCCAGGUCAUACUUUUCAAAACCUCAAAAAACACUCUGAGGAUACUGCUUUUGAUAGUUUGGGUGAUGCCAUGUCGUCAUGUCCAUUAGGAGGAGGAAAAGAGUACGAAACUGAAUUUGGGGAUGAAUUGACUGCUAAUGUCCAUGAACUAGAGCUAUAUGCAUACCAAUCUACUGUGAAAGCUUUGCAUGCCUCUGGUCCAUUGAGUUGGGAGCAGGAAUCACUACUAACAAAUCUUCGUCUCUCUCUCAAUAUCUCUAAUGAAGAACAUUUGCUUCACUUGAGGCACCUAUUAUCUGCUUAAGUUCUUUGUUCAGCAUCAUAUGGUUCUUAAGGUAUAUGUCUAACCUUCUGCAGAGCUUGUCUCGAGAAUUAGAAUUUACAUAGUUGCGAUCUAUUACUAAGGAAGGAAUUGAUAACAUUAGCCAACAAGAAUGCUGGAGUUUCUUUAAAGCAUUUCUUCUAUUCUCAUUUUGUAAUAUAUAUGUAAAUUUUUCUCAAUGCAUUAUGCACUUCUUUUUGCAAUAGCUUAUCAUUUUCUGAUUUUAAACAGAAUCAAUGCUGUUGUAAUUAUGAAAUAAGAGCAAUUGUGGUGCUUCUGAUAUUUAUUUUUUCA
Messenger RNA from Musa acuminata AAA Group (dessert banana), 1822 nucleotides. RefSeq lists its product as uncharacterized. NCBI's taxonomy places the organism in Eukaryota, Viridiplantae, Streptophyta, Magnoliopsida, Zingiberales, Musaceae. The transcript is spliced from 4 exons. The coding region runs from base 317 to 1510 and encodes 397 amino acids. The record is from RefSeq and is a predicted model, not a curated record.